AUGCUGGAGCCUCCCCCGGUCCCCGGCGCCGCCUCCUUCGCUCCCGGCUCCCGCUCCCGCGGCCGCCGCCGCCCCGGGAAGCAGAGACCGGGGUGGGGUUCGGGGGAGCGCGAGGGCAGGGCGACCCGGGCCGGAGCGCGGAUUCGCCGGGAGGAGGGCCGGGCGGAGGGGACGGUCGGGGAGACCGGAGGGGAGCGGGAGGAGCUGCCGGGCCUGGGGCCUGCAGGCCCGGGGAGCCGGGGAGCCGCGGAGCCGGGGAGCCCGGCCGGGCGCAGAGGUAAGAGCCGGGCCGGCAGCCGGGCUCCGCGAGGGGCGCGCGGGGGAGGGCCGGGCCGGGGCGCGGGGGCCGAGAGGUGGAGUCCCGGGAGGAUGCUGCUGCUGCUGCUGCUGCUGCUGCCGCUGGCGCCGCUCUUCCUCCGCCCCCCGGGCGCGGGCGGGGCGCAGACCCCCAACGCCACCUCCGAAGGGUGCCAGAUCAUACACCCGCCCUGGGAAGGGGGCAUCAGGUACAGGGGCCUGACUCGGGACCAGGUGAAGGCGAUCAACUUCCUGCCCGUGGACUAUGAGAUCGAGUACGUGUGCCGGGGGGAGCGCGAGGUGGUGGGGCCCAAGGUCCGCAAGUGCCUGGCCAACGGCUCCUGGACAGACAUGGACACUCCCAGCCGCUGCGUCCGAAUCUGCUCCAAGUCAUACUUGGCCCUGGAAAACGGGAAGGUUUUCCUGACGGGUGGGGACCUCCCCGCUCUGGACGGAGCCCGGGUGGAUUUCCGGUGUGACCCUGACUUCCAUCUGGUGGGCAGCUCCCGCAGCAUCUGUAGUCAGGGCCAGUGGAGUGCUCCCAAGCCCCACUGCCAGGGCACCCUUCCCCCCCCUCAGAGACGCAGGCUUCUGCUGCACGCGGGCCUCCCGGCAUGGACAGUGAAUCGAACGCCGCACUCAGAGCGGCGCGCAGUGUACAUCGGGGCGCUGUUCCCCAUGAGCGGGGGCUGGCCGGGGGGCCAGGCCUGCCAGCCCGCGGUGGAGAUGGCGCUGGAGGACGUCAACAGCCGCAGGGACAUCCUGCCGGACUACGAGCUCAAGCUCAUCCACCACGACAGCAAGUGUGACCCAGGCCAAGCCACCAAGUACCUGUACGAGCUGCUCUACAAUGACCCCAUCAAGAUCAUCCUCAUGCCUGGCUGCAGUUCUGUCUCCACACUUGUGGCCGAGGCCGCCAGGAUGUGGAACCUCAUUGUGCUUUCCUACGGCUCCAGCUCACCGGCCCUGUCCAACCGGCAGCGUUUCCCUACGUUCUUUCGAACUCAUCCGUCGGCCACACUCCACAAUCCCACCCGGGUGAAGCUCUUUGAGAAGUGGGGCUGGAGGAAGAUCGCCACCAUCCAGCAGACCACUGAGGUCUUCACCUCGACUCUGGACGACCUAGAGGAACGAGUGAAGGAGGCUGGAAUCGAGAUUACUUUCCGCCAGAGUUUCUUCUCAGAUCCAGCUGUGCCUGUCAAAAACCUUAAGCGCCAGGAUGCCCGGAUCAUCGUGGGACUGUUCUAUGAGACCGAAGCCCGGAAAGUUUUUUGUGAGGUAGAGUUGGAAUCAGAAGAGGCAGGGGUCUGGGUGUACAAGGAGCGGCUUUUCGGGAAGAAGUACGUCUGGUUCCUCAUCGGCUGGUAUGCUGACAAUUGGUUCAAGAUCUACGACCCAUCCAUCAACUGCACAGUGGACGAGAUGACGGAGGCUGUGGAAGGCCACAUCACCACUGAGAUCGUCAUGCUGAACCCGGCCAAUACCCGCAGCAUCUCCAACAUGACAUCCCAGGAGUUUGUGGAGAAGCUGACCAAGCGACUCAAGAGACACCCCGAGGAGACCGGUGGGUUCCAGGAGGCGCCGCUGGCCUACGACGCCAUCUGGGCCUUGGCGCUGGCUCUGAACAAGACGUCCGGAGGGGGUGGCCGUUCGGGGGUGCGCCUGGAGGACUUCAACUAUAACAACCAGACCAUUACUGACCAAAUCUACCGGGCGAUGAACUCCUCGUCCUUCGAGGGCGUCUCUGGCCAUGUGGUCUUCGAUGCCAGUGGCUCCCGGAUGGCCUGGACUCUCAUCGAGCAGCUGCAGGGUGGAAGCUACAAGAAGAUUGGCUACUAUGACAGCACCAAGGAUGACCUUUCCUGGUCCAAAACGGACAAGUGGAUUGCUUCUGGUGCCUUGCUGUCUCUGAACCAGCUACUUGAGGCCGACAAUGGCCUCUUCAUCUCUGAGGGGCCCCCCCCGGCUGACCAGACCCUGGUCAUCAAGACAUUUCGCUUCAUGUCCCAGAAACUCUUCAUCUCCGUCUCUGUUCUGUCCAGCCUGGGCAUUGUCCUGGCUGUGGUCUGUCUGUCUUUUAACAUCUACAACUCUCAUGUCCGGCUGCACCAUGCACCCUUGCCCGUGGCCGAGCUUGGGUCAGGCCCUGGCGGCACUGAGGAGCUGACCCCCCAGGAGAAGAGUCUGGGCUACGGCUCCAUGUUCACUAAGAUCUGGUGGGUGCAUACGGUCUUCACGAAGAAGGAGGAGAAGAAGGAGUGGAGGAAGACGCUGGAGCCCUGGAAGCUGUAUGCCACGGUGGGCUUGCUGGUGGGCAUGGAUGUGGUCACUCUCGCCAUCUGGCAGAUUGUGGACCCCCUGCAUCGAACCAUUGAGACUUUUGCCAAGGAGGAGCCGAAGGAAGACAUUGAUGUGUCCAUCCUGCCCCAGCUGGAGCACUGCAGCUCCAAGAAGAUGAAUACGUGGCUCGGCAUUUUCUAUGGUUACAAGGGGCUGCUACUGCUGCUGGGCAUCUUUCUUGCCUAUGAGACUAAGAGCGUGUCCACCGAGAAGAUCAACGACCACAGGGCCGUGGGCAUGGCCAUCUACAAUGUGGCGGUCCUGUGCCUCAUCACCGCCCCCGUCACCAUGAUCUUGUCCAGCCAGCAGGACGCCGCCUUUGCCUUCGCGUCCCUCGCCAUAGUGUUCUCCUCCUACAUCACUCUGGUGGUACUGUUCGUGCCCAAGGCCAUUUGCACGCACUGCAAGUUCCCCUGCUCCCACAGCGGCUCCUUCUCAGGGAAAGGCAAGAAGCCUGUGCGGUAG
Molecule: messenger RNA, 3102 nt
Organism: Panthera uncia (snow leopard)
Lineage: Eukaryota; Metazoa; Chordata; Mammalia; Carnivora; Felidae
Gene: GABBR1
Product: gamma-aminobutyric acid type B receptor subunit 1
Exons: 25
Coding region: 1-3102 (1033 amino acids)
Biological process (GO): gamma-aminobutyric acid signaling pathway; G protein-coupled receptor signaling pathway
Cellular component (GO): G protein-coupled receptor heterodimeric complex; membrane
Molecular function (GO): G protein-coupled GABA receptor activity
Source: RefSeq, a predicted model, not a curated record